AGCGCGCGCGGGCGGAGCAGUCGGCUGUGACGGCGAAGAAAGCUGCCGGGAAGCGGAUCCCAGGAGGGGUUAUGUCUCGGACCGGGAUGCUUUGUCGCGUCUCCCGCCCGGUGACAGAGCUGGGCUUUCGGCGGAGAGAUGUGAAGGUGUGCGUUUUUAUCUCUCAUUGAGCCUUAGUCGUUAUUUUUAAGAGAAAUGAAUAGAAAUAACCCAUUUUGAGGAAGCCAUGGCAAAGCACCGAGUUUGUUCUCGGGAAUCUUCAGUAUCUUCUCUUCUAGCAAGCUGCAGCCUGAGUGGUAGCAAUUCCAGAAACUCUGAUGGCUCUUUUCAUUAUAAGGACAAACUAUACAGUUCUGCUUCUCAGGCUCUACAGGCCUAUAUUGAUGAUUUUGAUUUAAGCCGAAUGUAUCCUGGUGCAAGCACUGGAAAGAUUAACAUUGAUGAGAAUUCCACUAAUCUGUCAAAAUUCUCCAAAUAUAUUUAUAAACCAGUCAAUGCUUUUGAAAACCUUGAUCACAAAAAAGGCUCAAAUUCCUUGUCAUCCUGUAAGAGACAGGCUACUAAUGACAUAGACUCCAUUAGCCUAACAACUGAUGAUCUAUUAAAACUUCCAGCAGAUGGAUCAUUACCUUCUUUCACUUUUGUUGGACUGGGUCACCAAACUAGCAGGAAAAACAAGAGUUGUGUUGGAAGACUAGGUUCAUCGAAUAGUGGAAAGAAUUUGAAUUUUCAAAAACCCUCCACACCGACGGACAAAGAUAACUUAGUUACUCCUGUUGUAUAUACAAACAUAAAUGGAAAACAACGCGGCAGGCUUAAAAAACCAAAAAUUGUGAAUAGGGCUAAUAAAUGCAUUUCUGAAUCAUCUUUAUCUUUUUCCAAGAAGUCUUCUUUCAAGGACAGCUCAGAACACAAUCUUGAAAAGAAUUAUCCAAGAUGGCUUACUAGCCAGAAAUCUGACCUUAAUGUUUCAGGGAUUACUAGUAUACCUGAUUUCAAAUACCCUGCCUGGCUCCACAAUCAAGACUUGCUGCCUGAUACAAAUAGUCAAAGGAUUUGUAAAAUAUUUAAAGAAGAUCAAUGUUCCCCCAAGCAUAGUUAUCAGGCACAAAGAACUCAGCUUAUGAAUAAAUUAGAUUUUGAAUAUUCUUUUGAACCCUCAAACUUUUCAAAUUCCUUGAGCGAUGAUAAAAGAUUAGUUAAUGAAUACAAAUGUGAUUUUGAAUGUAGCCAAUGUCAGGAUGAGAAUUCACUUCUUCCAGGACAAUUCAAAAAGCCAUUCAGUGAUGACAAAAUUGAAUUGCUUAUCCUGAAGGCCAAGAGAAAUCUAGAGCAUUCUCCUGAAGAACUACCGAGAUCUAUGAAAAAUGACGGCAGUCCUUGCUCAUUAGAUAAACUUGAAGCAGAACGAUCAUGGGAAAAUAUUCCUGUUACUUUCAAAUCACCUGUUCCUGUUUAUUCUGAUGACAGUUCUCAACAAACCUCAAGGGCAAAAUAUGCUAAAGAGUUCCUUGAAGACUUUUUAAAUAAUGAUAAUCAGACCUGUACCCUUUCUGGAGGCAAACAUCAUGGUCCUGUUGAAGCCUUGAAACAAAUGUUAUUUAAUCUUCAAGCAGUUCAAGAAAGUUUUAAUCAUAAUAAAACCACAGAGCCAACAGAAGAGAUUAAACACGUUUCAGAAGAUGAAUUUUCUAAGUUACAGCUGAAGGAAAGUAUGAUUCCUAUUACUAAGUCACUUCAAAAGGCUUUGCACCAUUUAUCUCGCCUGAGAGACCUGGUUGAUGAUACCAGUGGGAAACAGUCACCGAAAAUGUGAAGAGGAAAAUAAAACUUGUCUAACCAAUAAAUAGUCACCACAGAACAAAAAUGUAUUUUUUUUUUUUUUUGCUAUUACUUAAACUGAAAAAGUAAUUAUAAGCCAUCAAUUAUUCUGUGAUUGGUUCAAAUAUUAUAUAUUUUUAAAAGACCAAACUGAAAAUGUCCAUGGGUUUUGUGACUUAUCCUCAUUUUGUGCCAAAGUACCAGAAUCUUAACUGGAAUGAUCCACAAGAGAUCCUAACUUCAGGCCAACAGAUAUCUAAUAUUCGGAGAUGGAUGAUUUCUGUUAUGAAGGUUACAUGAACUUAACCUUCUUCAGCAUCUUCAUCAUUUUAUUAUCUGAUUCUUAAUAAUUAGGAAACUGUUCCUGAUUUCUAUCAAAAAAUCUCUGAAGGUAAAUAGACUUUUUGAUACACUUUUGAGGAGAUUUAAGGGAUAUCAAAAUCGUUAUGGUGUAUCUUAUCUAUAUGGAACUCUGUUAAUUUUACAUUUUCAUAAAUCAUAUAUUUAGUUAGGUAUGUUGUAUUUACAAAUGACAAAUUUAAUAGUGGGGUGUUGCAGUGCUAAAACUAAUAUUCUUUUAGUUUAAUGUUGUGAAAUUCAAAAGAACCUCCCAAUUUAAUUUAAUAUUUUGAUUCUAUGUAAAGAUAGUCUUAGUAUUUGACAGUUUACAAAACCCUAUUUUGGGAUAUUUGAGGAUGUAAUGUUUUGAUAUUGGAUUAUUCCCCAGAUUUUAGUUUAGGAGUUUAGCUCAGACUAAUAAAGACUAUGAGAGAUGAGAUAUAUAUAGUUAUUAUAUAUAACAUAUAUCUAAUAACUUAACUUAGAGGAACUGGAAAUGGAAAAUCAGAAAACAAAUCUCUUUUUUUAAAAGCUAUUUUAUAAGAACUGAGUUUUCUUUAGAGUAUUCAGUAGUCUUCAAAGUUUGUCCCUAGCUGGACCUGGACAGAGCACUAUAAUUUUGUAGUUUCUACCCAGUGAACUUCUAAUAAGCAACAAAUGUCUUUACCAACAAAACUGAAAAUUGUCACAAAGCAUAACCAAUACAUCAUAUUAAAAAAGCCCAGUUAAAUUAAAGAAUCUCUUUGUGUACAAAUACUACAUAUUAACAGAUUACCUAUAAGGCAGCAUCUUUGCUAUGCUGAUUUACUGUCAAAAUGACAGGAAUUUCUUUGGUUCAAAGAAUUUGUAUUUUCUAAAUUAUUAAGGAAUUUAAAAAAUACCUUUGUUUUAGCACUGUUAUGUCAAAGACUAGAGUAAGUCUUGUCUUUUGUUUUUUGUUUUUUUUCCUGGCCAGUGAAAAAUAAGAUAAUAGUUUUAUGUAAAAACUAUU
This is a messenger RNA of Choloepus didactylus (southern two-toed sloth), 3151 nucleotides long. It is a transcript of the gene C16H18orf54, whose product is annotated as chromosome 16 C18orf54 homolog. The record is from RefSeq and is a predicted model, not a curated record. The transcript has 8 exons. Lineage: Eukaryota; Metazoa; Chordata; Mammalia; Pilosa; Megalonychidae. The coding region runs from base 227 to 1816 and encodes 529 amino acids.